AUGGCAUGCGGAAUGAUGACGAUGACGAUGGUUGCAGCAGCAUCAUCAUCAUCAUCAUCAUCAUCAUCUGAAGAUCAAACAACAUCAUCUCCCUCACCGGUGAAAGGAAAGUUCGUCACCUGCGCUGGUUGCAAGCUCAACAAGCUCCCCAACACAAAGUUGUUCGUGAAGGGAGCUUCGGCUGCCGACGUAGCAGAGAUCAAGUCUUACGAGAACCUGGAAGUUGAGUAUGUACAGGGCCAUGUGCCUGAGCUACACAUCUACAAGGACGAUGGUAGUGCGGAGCCAUCGGAGAGAAUCAGUAUUGGAGAGCUCGGGGACGACGUGGGACGCCUUCGGGACCUCUUGAAGGAGAAGGGGUUCAGGAGGAAAGCAGAACUAUGA
Guillardia theta CCMP2712 is the source of this 384-nucleotide messenger RNA. RefSeq lists its product as hypothetical. The transcript has a single exon. The coding region runs from base 1 to 384 and encodes 127 amino acids. The record is from RefSeq and is a predicted model, not a curated record. Lineage: Eukaryota; Cryptophyceae; Pyrenomonadales; Geminigeraceae.